AUGGUUGCCAAAGCGGAAUUGGGUAGUAUUUUCAAGGUAAGCUAGGGGUACUGUAGAGUACGGUAAUCAUAUUGAUUUUUUGCAGUACGUCAUGAUUGGAUUGGGUGUGUUGCAUUUGUUGAUUGGGAUUUUGGCAGUGGUUGAGUGUGUGAGGUGAGGAUUACUGUAGAAUUGAAUCGGCAGGGUACUGUAGAUCAAAGUUGAAAACUGAAAAAAACUGUAACUCUAGCUUCCACGUAGUUCAAAUCUAGCAAGCAAUUUCGCCCAAGCUUAAUAAUAUUUUUUUCAGAGAAGGAAUAGCAAUUAGUGAUAUGUUUCCAACAUCCACAGCUUCUUCUGUUUAUAAUACAAUGCUUCCAUCACCAUUCGCUCCAUUUUUGGUUGGAGCAGUUUGCCUGGUUUUCGCAUUCAUCCCAAUUUAUUAUAUCCUUUUUGCCAUCAUUCUUCUUGAUCUAAUCGAAAUUGGACUUUUCGUCUGGCCAAUGAUUUCUGUAUUGCAAAUGGAGGAUAAAAAGACUAUGUCGGGGAUAAAAUUAGUUGUUGCUUUUCAACUGACUAUCUCUGGUGCCUCUUCUGCACAGACCACUGCGGCUUCAGAGGCGCUCAAAUCAUUAGAAGGCAUCUACGUGUUCAAUAAAGUGGUUUGUGGAAUGGGAAUUUUUGCGGCAGUUGCAACAAUUCCAGUUGCCGGAUUCCUUGCUUUGUAAGCUUUUUUUCUGCUCUGCAAGUUCCCCGCAAACUGUUUUGUUUUUUAGCAAAAACAGACCAGGCGGUGGUGGUGGAUCGUUCAGCUCAACUCAAACUUCAUGA
Caenorhabditis angaria is the source of this 810-nucleotide messenger RNA. Lineage: Eukaryota; Metazoa; Nematoda; Chromadorea; Rhabditida; Rhabditidae. The record is from the annotation of a GenBank genome assembly.